This is a messenger RNA of Schistosoma mattheei, 969 nucleotides long. Lineage: Eukaryota; Metazoa; Platyhelminthes; Trematoda; Strigeidida; Schistosomatidae. The record is from the annotation of a GenBank genome assembly.
AUGCAAAAAUCUAAAAUUACUAAUCGAUUAUGUAGACUACCUGGUCGUUUAGAUGGGAAAUUAGUUAUUGUAACUGGUGCAAAUAUUGGUUGUGGACUUGAAUUAAGCGGUGAAUUAGCACGUCGUGGAUGUACUGUAAUUAUGGCAUGUCGAGAUUUAGAAAGAGGAUUUUUAGGAAAAGAAGUUCUACUUGAUCGAUUUGGUGAAAGAAGUCAAGAGAAAUGGAGAAAAUCACCAGCUGGUCCAGGAGUUGAACCAUUUCUUGAUGUUAUUAAAACAGCACAGUUAAUUGUUGAACAUUUGGAUUUAGCUUGUUUAGAAUCAAUUCGUCAUUUUGCUAAAAAUAUUUUAAGUCAAUAUACACGAUUAGAUAUAUUAAUCCAUAAUGCUGGAAUGAUGGCUACUAGUUAUAUGGAAACACAUGAUGGAUUUGAAUUACAAAUGGGUGUUAAUCAUUUAGGUCCUGUAUUAUUAACUGAAUUAUUAUUACCAUUAUUAUAUAAUGGUGCACCAUCACGUAUUAUUGUAAUUGCUUCAAAUCUAUAUCAACAAGGUGAUAUUGAUGUGAAUAAUUUAAAUUUACGCGGUGAACAAUAUGGACCAUUUAAAGCAUAUAAUCAAUCAAAAUUAGCUAAUGUUUUAUAUGUUCGUGAAUUAGCUAAACAAUUAGAUGGUUUAAAAGUGAUACCAAUGGCUGUACAUCCUGGUGCAGUAAGAACAGAAAUAUCAAAUACAGGAGAUCAUAGAUAUCAGUUAUUUCUACGUGCUGUUGGUAUAAGUCCAUGGGAAGGUGCACAAACUGCAUUAUAUUGUACAUUAAUUAAUGAUCCAGUACCUGGUGGAUAUUAUUCUAAUUGUGAAAGAGAAGAAUUAACUGAAAAAGCAUUAAAUGAAUCACUUAGUAAAAAAUUAUGGGAUGCAUCACGUGAAAUGGUUGGUUUACCACCGAAUUUAUUAAGUUUACCAUAA